CUACCGCGCAAGUAUUCAUCAAACAAAUUUUAUCGCCAAAUCUCUCUUUCCUUCACAUAUACGCCCACUGUACAUGCAGUUGUUUUCUCUAGAAAAAUCAGCCACACUCUUCUCAAACGGUCGCUUGCUCGCUCAUUCCUACAAAAUUGACAUAAGAAAGCCAAAAGAAUUUAAAUAAUAGUUGUCUUCGUUCAUUCCGCCCUCACAUUUCGGCUUUCGGGAUGACCCCACUAUGAAAAGACCCGAAAUUCCACCACCACUGGCGGCGGCGGAGCCACGACGGCGAUGAGGGUGAUAGUGCCCUUACAAGGUGUAGUGCAAGGCCGUGGAGGCCUUUUCUUGGGUUCAGUUAUACCCUGUGCUCUGUUUUACUUUCUUCAGCUCUACCUCAAGAGAAGGGGUGGGCGCAAGUCCGGCGAACCUCCGUCAUCGACGGAGAGUUCUCCAUCGGAAACCCAUUUACCGGAAGUGUCGACUCUGCAGAGGGUUCAUUCAAGGUUGCUGUUUUCUCCCCGAGGGACAAGUGUGCCGGCCCAGGUGUCGUCUAGAGCUAAUGCAAUUGCCAAGCAGGCCGAUGGGCCUUACUAUGUCGGCCUUAAUCGGGCUGCAGACGACCCGUACGAUGAAAUGAAUAAUCCGGAUGGUGUAAUUCAACUUGGGUUGGCUGAAAACAGACUGUCAUUGGACGUGGUUCUAGAGUGGCUAGCAGACAAUACAAGGGAAUCAAUAAUAUCCCAGGAUUUGAGCAUAAGUGGGAUUGCAGCUUAUCAGUCGUUUGAUGGGUUGAUGGAGUUGAAAGUGGAACAGGUUGUGGCAGAGUUCAUGUCUCAAGUCAUAGAGAAACCACAGUUUUUCAACCCGGCACGGAUAGUGCUAACUGCUGGGACUUCUCCUGCAAUUGAGAUACUCAGUUUCUGCCUGGCUGAUCCAGGAAAUGCAUUUCUUGUACCGUCACCAUACUAUCCUGAUCUUGAUAGGGACGUCAAAUGGCGAGCUGGGGUGGAGAUUGUACCUGUUCCUUGCCGCAGUUCAGACAACUUCAGUUUAAGUACAACUGCUCUUGAUCGAGCAUUUAACCAGGCCAAGAAACGUGGUCUUAAAGUCCGUGGGAUAAUAAUUUCAAACCCUUCAAAUCCUGUGGGAGUUCUGUAUAACCGUGAAAUGCUUUGCAGCCUCUUAGACUUUGCUACUGAGAAGAACAUUCAUAUUAUAUCUAAUGAAGUAUUCGCCGGAUCAACUCAUGGAUGUGAAGAGUUUGUAAGCAUGGCGGAAAUUGUCGACACAGAAGAUUAUGACAGAGGUCGAGUUCAUAUUAUUUACGGUCUGUCGAAGGACAUUUCUCUUCCCGGGUUUGGAAUCGCUGUUAUUUAUACAUUCAACGAGAAUGUUCGUUCUGCAGCUAAAAAACUUGCAAGAUUCUCACCUGUUUCGGCCCCAACACAGCGUUUGCUUAUCUCUAUGCUUUCACAUACAAAAUUCAUUCAACGGUUUAUCAAGAUCAAUAGGGAGAGGGUUCGAAGGAUGUAUAUUUUGUUUGUGGGCGGUUUAAAGAUGUUGGGUAUCGAAUGCACAAAGAGUAACGGAGGAUUCUAUUGCUGGGCUGAUAUGAGUAGUUUAAUCCGUUCAUACAGUGAAAAAGGAGAGCUUGAGUUGUGGGAAAAAUUGUUGAACGUGGGCAAGGUGAAUGCGACUCCUGGAUCAUCCUGUCAUUGUGUUGAACCUGGGUGGUUCAGGUUAUGCUUUAGCACAUUGAGGGAAAAGGACCUUCCUGUAGUUAUUGAACGUAUUCGGAAAAUUUCUGAUAGUUAAUUUUUAUUGUUCCGUGGUUCUUGAUUCUAAAGGAUGGAAAUUUACCGAUACUUUGGUAGGCAGAGCUUUUCUCAAUUUCUUGGAAUUGCUGGCUCGGAAGAACCAGCAACAUAAUCUGGACUGGUAUUUCUUGGUCCAUUCGAAUAAAUGUCCUUCGCUGGUUCUGGCAGUUAACGUGGCAGCAAAAUUGUUCGUCCUCUGAUACGUUGGCGGUAGUCAUGUCACCAUACGACCUGUGGAUCGUACCUGUCGUGUUUUUAUGAAUGUCGAUUGAUCAUUUAUGGCUGAUGCAAAAGCAAGCGGAAAGACUGGAAAGUCUUUCUAACUAGAAAGACUGGAUCCUUACAUUUGUAACGGGAUUUAUUUAUUUUUUUUGGGUCAUUUUAAUGCUACAUAUUAUUCCAUUAUUUCCUUUUAGUGCAUGUUUGGUAAGCACUACCACACAUGAUGUAGGAAUAAGAUUUUAGCAUUUUUGUUCGUUCUUUAA
This is a messenger RNA of Olea europaea var. sylvestris, 2296 nucleotides long. Its product is annotated as probable aminotransferase ACS10. Bases 286 to 1809 code for a protein of 507 amino acids. Gene Ontology annotation, molecular function: L-aspartate:2-oxoglutarate transaminase activity; pyridoxal phosphate binding; aromatic-amino-acid:2-oxoglutarate transaminase activity. Gene Ontology annotation, biological process: biosynthetic process; amino acid metabolic process. The record is from RefSeq and is a predicted model, not a curated record. The transcript has 5 exons. Lineage: Eukaryota; Viridiplantae; Streptophyta; Magnoliopsida; Lamiales; Oleaceae.